Messenger RNA from Dacryopinax primogenitus, 5751 nucleotides. RefSeq lists its product as uncharacterized. Gene Ontology annotation, cellular component: membrane. Gene Ontology annotation, biological process: monosaccharide transmembrane transport. The record is from RefSeq and is a predicted model, not a curated record. Lineage: Eukaryota; Fungi; Basidiomycota; Dacrymycetes; Dacrymycetales; Dacrymycetaceae. The transcript is spliced from 9 exons. Gene Ontology annotation, molecular function: hexose transmembrane transporter activity. The coding region runs from base 1 to 5751 and encodes 1916 amino acids.
AUGUCUUGCGAGAACACGAGUCCCUCAGAUGGACCACUGCUCCUGCCGUCCUGUAUACCCAUGAGCGACGCAACGUUUGGCGUGCUGACCUCGGCGUUGACUGUCGGGGGUCUUAUCGGCUCUCUGAUCGGGGCAGGCCUGUCUGAUCGCCUGGGGCGCAAGGGAGCCUCGGUCGUGAGCACGUCGAUGUUCUUGGUGGGCGCACUGGCCAUGGCGGGUGCGUGGACGUAUCCCAUCCUACUGCUGGGAAGACUGGUGAUCGGUAUCGCGAGUGGAAGUGGACUGGUUGUUGUCCCGAUCAUGUUGUCUGAGAUGGCUGCGCCAAACGUUAAAGGGGCGAUGGGAACGCUGAAUCAACUCUCAAUUGUUGCUGGUAUCCUGCUGACGCAGUGCGUCGGUCUCGUGUUAGCGAGAGAGAGCCUUUGGCGCUAUGUGCUGGUCAUUGCCGCUGGAUUCGGCGCUGUGCAGCUGCUCACGAGUUCGCUUAUUUAUGAUACCCCUGUGUGGCUCGAGGAUCAGGGAAGGGAACAAGACGCGAAGCGCGCGGCUCAGCUUCUGUGGGGUGAAGCUGAUCUUGCUAUUGGUGAUGAAGUGCCAGAAGAAGCCGAGCGACAACCACUGUUUGACGGGGAGAACAGUGCAGCAGACGAUGUUCCAGCGACGCCCGUGCCGAGACCGCCAGCGACGUUCAAGGAAGUGUUUACGUCACCUGCACUGCGUCGACCGCUCAUGGUAACGCUUCUGGUGUUCUUCGCACAGCAAGGCUCUGGAAUCAAUGCGGUGAUGUAUUACAGCACGAGUAUCCUUGGGCGGGUUGUGCCGGAUCUUGCGGGUUAUAUUUCGAUCCUGAUUGCAGCUGUGAUCAACGCUGUGAUGACGUUUCCGCCUGUUUUCCUGAUCGACCGAGUGGGGAAGCGGACAAUCCUGCAAGCGUCUAUUGUCAGCACGCUGAUCUUUGGUGUGCUGGUCGCUGUGGGCCUGAACGCGGGGCAGCCCGUGGUAACCGCCGUGGGGAUUGUCGGGUUUGUGGCGGCUUUCGCUGCUGGGCUUGGGCCUGUACCGUAUGUGAUCACGGCGCAGACGUCGCCCUACUUUGCGGUGUCGACGUUGUCUUCUAUCGGGCUGAUUUUGCGGGUUGUCGCUGUCAUGCCUCCUCCUCCCCCUCCACCACGUCGACAACGCAGGAAUUCUCUCACUGACUCGUCACAGUCAGAUAAACCGCACCGUCCAAAGUUAGGACCUGCUCCACCACCACCAGAAACACGACAGAGGAAUGUACUCACUCAGUCAAUAUCCACAACACCCAUCUCUCCUAUCAUCAAUCAUCCUUCUCUCCCUACAAGUCCCCUCUCUCCACCUGCUUCACUCUCACCAGAGUUAGAACUAGGCCUACCUCCCAUCCCUCCAAUGUCGGAUCCUCGUUCACCUUCACCAGAACAAUUCCCACUCUCGCUCUCUCCUUCCUCUCGCCCUCCACCACUCCCUCCACCACCCGCUGACCCUCCUCCCCACCGUCAAUCACAACGCCGCACUCCUUCCCCAAUCGUAAUCCCACCUCCUCGUUCUGCAAAUCCAGCCAGCGAAGCCGCUUCCCUCCAGGGCAUACCAUACCCUAGUGAGGACAUGUUCCUCGACUCGGAGAACCUUAGCACACUCGAGAAGAUAUUCCUCUUUGCCAAUAGUGACGCUGCGUAUCAUCGCUUGUUCGUCGCGCGGACACUUCCGGAAUGGCUUCCUACGGUAGACCCACAUGAGGCGGUCGAGUAUAUCCUCCCUUUACUCAAUGGCCUGGGAACAGACUCGGAGGAUACCGUAAGGGAGACAUUCGCGCCCUCCCUCGCUCGUGUCAUGUGGUACUUCUUCAUCACUUGCACCUUGACCGAAGAAGAACAGCCACUCACUCCCUCCGCACACUCGGAAGAUCACCCUUACCCCGCUGGGCCGCCUGUCAUAUCCGUCUCGAGUUUUACGCCCCUCUUGGGAAGCCUGCUCCUGAACGUAAAUCGCAGUGUGCAGGAAUUUGCUCGCUGGGGGGUCGUCCAAGUCCUCCAGAAACUAAAAGACGAGGAAGAAUCCGAGACCGCCUUACCUGCCAAAGGGCCUCUCAAUCGCAGAAAAGCCAAAGAGGCAGAAAAAGAAAAGGCGAAGAAAUGGGAAGGCUGGUGGGGUGGCGCGGUAGGAAAGGAGAAGAGGGACAUGAUACGCCGGGAACUCAUUCUGGGAGUCGUGUUGGGCAUGGCGAGGCUGGAAGAGGACGAGGGCGAGGCAGAGGGCUAUGAUAGAGCUGAGCUGGACGAGCUGAGUGAAGCGACGAGGAGGGAGAGAGCGAGCGAGAGGGGAGAUUGGGAGUAUGAGCAUGGGGAGGACGGGCAAUUCGGUCUUGCCGAGGGAUGGGAACAUCGAACCGUGGGCCUUCCUCAGCCAGGUGGAGCAGCAGGUGAACUGCCGAAUCGUCCAGAGGAACCAGAAGCGUUGCCGGAACUGCCGACAGUGAACGACAAGCCGCAGGGUGAUACUGAGGAGUUGCAUGACGUGCAGUUGGCUGAGAGAGGUGCGCCUGACUCGAGUUCGGGUGGGAAGUUCGAGUCCAUUGGUCAGGAGAGCGGGAACGAGGAAUCGGAAGACACGCGCAUGACUGUGCAGGAAAGUCAAGUCCCCGACAUUGCGGUCGAUGUGGUCGACAAGCAGGAAACUGCGGUACCCGCGACCGAGGAUCUGGAGGAAACGAUGGUUUCCGAUGCUCUGGCGCCCGAAGAGUCAACCAUCCCGGCCAUCAUUCCCGAAGCCGAGGCAGCCGAGUCCACCGUGUCACCAUUCAAGGUUGAUACACUCCCCUCAACACCGCAACCCUCGGAAGCCGAGGACCACAAGGACGAGCUCUUGGACAAGCCUAGACCAGUGGGGUCCGCUCUGCUCCUCGCUGAAGGGACGACCACGUUUUUGCUGCACUGCAUGAGUCCAAAGUGGAUCAGCCUUUUUGCCCUUCCUACGGUGGACGACUUGGUGGACGAAGAGGAAGAUCUGCCCAUCCCGGGUGGGUUCUCCCUCAGAGUUGCUCCAUCGUCCACAAGUGGAUCUGGCGAAGCGUCUGGACCUUUUGAAGCGAAGCAGUCUCCUUCCCCUCUCCAACAGAGCGACGAAGACACGCCAGCCAUGACGAUCGAUGCUUCACCCUCUGACAACAAUGACUCUCCUGCUGUGGCCCCCGGUGAAACGCCAGCCAACGACAAGGAUGAGGACGAGGAAAGCGGCAAGAUAGACGCACAUGGGAUCAUAGAGCUUGUUGCUCAGGCUUCCGAGCUCGGGAUGGCUACCAUGUCUCCUGAUCAGGCCGAUGCGGUUUCCCCUCUUUACAAGAGUGAGGAGGAGACGCCCGGUUCCCCAAGUCUCAUACCCAGCGACUCAGAGGCUACUGUCAAGAACCGUAUUUCCCCUAACCCGCCUUCCGAUGAUGGAGAAGACAUGGACAUCGUCCAGGAGGACGAAGAGGAGGAGCCCAUGGAUAUCGAUGAGGAGGAACAACAGGCACCUCCGCCAGCGACAGGCAUCGUCAUCUCCCCCCCACUAGAGGCGCCCAUGCCUCCGGAAUACUUUCCUUCUCCCCCUGUCAACUUUCCCCCUCCCCAGCCGACCAUCACCCCGAACAUCUCUCCCGACUGGCUCCCUGUUCCUCCCCAGGACGCGGCAGGACCAGCACCACAUGAGCUGCCCGGCAAGUCCUCCCCGCUGGCACUAAUCGCUGCUUUGGCACUCAUGUCCGCCAUUGCUUCUUCCGCUGCGCUUCCUCCUGUAGACUUGGAAAGUCAUUUCCUCCCAGAGCUUCUUCGGAUCGCCUCUCAGGCCGAUGAGUGGGUGCGACGCGAAGCAGGGUUCGUUAUCGGUGCCCUAGCGAAAGCGGUAUCUCCAGACCUUGUCCGUGCGGACCUCGUCCCCCUUUUACUACAAUUUUCGAGCGAUCCCUUCUGGCACGUCCGGCAUUCGAGCCUGUUCUCCGCUCCUCCGAUUUUGUCUCGGCUUCAGCCCCAGGAACGUUACACACUCGGUUUACAGAUCUUCCUCGCAGCGGCUAGCGACCCGUCUCGUGCCGUCCGGAACGCUUGCCUCGAACUGCUCGGCGAAGCCAUAGCGACGUUCAAGGACGACGCCAGUGGUCCCCCAGAGGAACUAGUCCAGCUUUUCCUAGGCGAUCCGAAUAAUCGUCCAGAAGACACUGACUCAGAUCCUGAGAGUCCCCUGGAAUGGCUCACUACCCCUGGCCUGGGUAUUCAGCCCGUCCCUACCACGAGGCGAGACACGGACCGGUGUUUGGUCUGUGCCUUCAACUUUCCUGCUGUUGCCCUCACGCUUGGUAAAGACCGCUGGCCGCAGCUGCGGGAUUAUUACCUGUAUCUCGCUCGUGACAAGAGCUUGAAGGUGCGGAGGACACUCGCAUCCAGCUUGGGUGCUCUGGCAGAGAUCAUCGGUCCAGAAGCAGCACGGCAAGACCUGGUCCACGUAUGGAAGCGUUCCUUCGAGGCUACGUCUCACGGGUUUGUGGACGAAGACGUCGUUGGCUGGGCUAUCGAAUCCAUCGAGGGUCUGCUCAAGACGGUUGGUGGUGACUUUCCACGAGAGGUUGUCCAGCUCCUGCGUAUCUGGUGGAGCGGGAUCAUGGCCAGGCGUUGGCGCUUGCGUGAACAGUUAGCGACUAAGCUUCCCAGCUUUGCUCAGAGCAGCGCGCACGUCGAAGGUGUACCAGAAGGUCUUCGGACCCUCCUCGGACUUGCGUUGACAGACGAUGUGGCUGCUGUUAGAGAAAGCGCAGCCGAAGGUGUGUCUGAGAUUUGUGCGGCUUUGCGAGGCGGGCCUGGUGAGGAAGCCAUACGCCAAGAACUACUGCAUCUAUCGGAACACCCUUCGUUCCGAAAUCGCAUGACGUUCGUUGCCUGUAUCCAAUCACUCCUGGCCGAUGAGAUGAAAGACGAUCUGUAUACCCUCUGGCCUCGCGUAUGGGCACUUGGUACCGAUCCAGUGGUCGAUGUACGAAUUUCAGUAGCCCGGCUCGUUGCCUCUGCUGUGGGGAUGGGUAUGCACCCUCCUCUAGCAGAAUGGACGCAUCUAUUAACUAUCGAGUCAGACAAUUUCUUCCGAGAUACAGCAUCGCGGCCGCUCAAUGCCUUAAUCCGAAGGCUGAUCCAAGACAAGUCUUAUCAGGUUCGGAGCUUUGUCGCUUUCUUGCGCGGAACGCACACUGUCACUCCGGUUACAACCCCGGUUCGUGGAGCAAGCCUUAUGUCCCCAUCGGCCAAGUUCUCCCGUCCGCCGCUUGUUCUGUCACCCAGUGGUAGCGUGCACGACGAGCCUGUUAACUACGUGGACGACCACAUCCCCGGGAUGGAUGACACGAAAGAAUUCUCCUCUGCCAUCGCCCGUGGCCGCGAUGUCCCACUGCCAGUUUUCAGACUACCUUCGUCGCCCCGACACUCGCGCAAGGUAGAACCGAUCUCCGUCAGCCUAGUCAGCCUAGACCUCAAGCCGGCAGAAGAGGUGGUGCAGGGAAUGACAGCAGAGUCGCUGAAAGAUGCACCAGAAGCCGAGAAUGUGCCCGAAGAAAAGGAGCCCCAGAGCCCUGACAGUCCGUCCGAAGACGUGCCUCGGGACGAAGAGUUCGAGGAGGAAGACCUUGAUGAUCCAUUUGCCGAUUCGAUGGACGACGAUGAAAUGGAAGAAGGACGGGGUUCAUUAGAUUCAGACGGAGACGCUGACAUGUAG